GGUCAAUGUUUCCAGACGGACGCUUUUAGGACUUAAGUCACGUUGCAUGUGUUAUGAUUUUGGAAGCUUGACAAAGCUUUCCGCUUACCUGUUGGUGUCUACAUGACAAACAUUUAACCUCCGCUAACAUGUCCAGCGAUAACAGCUCGAACAAAGCGGAGGUGGUUCUGGGUUUCCUGGAGGAAGCGGAGCCGUGGCGGCUGCUGUCCCCACAGUUCCCCAGUAAAGUCGGGGGGAAACCGGCGUGGCUCAGCCAGAGUUGCCUACCCUCCCUACCUGGUCUGGAGUGUGAGAUAUGCAGACUUCCCAUGGCUUUUCUAUUACAGGUGUAUGCACCGAUUUCAGGCAAUGACAGAUGUUUUCACAGGACUCUCUUUGUGUUCUGCUGCAAAACUCAGGAUUGCUACACAUGCAACGACAGCCGCUGUAUAAAAGUUUUCAGAAGUCAGCUACCCAGGAGCAAUGAGUUUUACCCUUACGACCCUCCAUCAGAGGAUGAACCACCUAGUGAUCAUGUACAGAACCAGAGUGUAUUGUCCCCAUCUGGAGUUAAACUGUGUUGGGUUUGUGGUUGCCCUGGCAGCAAGGCCUGCUCCCGCUGUCACAAUGUGACAUACUGUGGGAAACACCACCAGACCCUCCAUUGGAAACACAGUCACAAGAAGGAGUGCUGCAGCCAAGAAGCAGCCUUCGUUACAACCUCUCCGUUUGUGUUCCCUGAGUCUGAGCUGGUCACUGAGCCUGAAGAAGAGGAGGAGAAAGAAACAAAGGAGGCUGCAGAAGAAGAGGAAAGGACAACAGACAGUCAGUCUUUGGCAGAAGCUUUGGCAGAGACAGACCUGGAGGAGAUGGCCAUGCAUGAGACUGAGGACAACAAAGUUUUCCAGCGGUUUAAAAAGAAGAUCGCACCAGAGCCACACCAGGUGGUUCGUUACAGUCGAGGUGGCUCCCCAUUGUGGGUGUCUUCUCAGCACAUCCCUUCGGAUCAGGAUAUCCCAUCAUGCACCUGUGGUGCUAAGAGGACUUUUGAGUUCCAGGUGAUGCCCCAGCUGUUGAACAGUCUGUGUGUGGACUCUACAGGAGCCAGUAUUGACUGGGGGACACUAGCUGUCUACACAUGCUCCGCCAGCUGUAACCAUGACAACCAGUACUACCCAGAGUUCAUUUGGAAACAGGACUUCAUUCCAGAUCAGCACAAACAGACUAAACCACCAUAGAAGUUGAUGAAUGUUUUAUAAUUUGUCCCUUAAAAAGUAUCUGGUUUCAGUUCAGAGUCAAAGUGAAGUUCUUGAUGUUGCCUUCCCGGUGCUGCUGUUUUUAAACAUCUCUUCUGUUAAAAUUAAAGCAUCAGGGAUAUUUUUGAACUAUGUGGGUCAUUGCCUAAUUUCAUUUCAUGCCUCACACAUACAAUUGCCAUAUAAAACUGUUCUGAAAAGUUA
Cheilinus undulatus (humphead wrasse) is the source of this 1439-nucleotide messenger RNA. RefSeq names its product programmed cell death 2 (gene pdcd2). The transcript has 8 exons. Lineage: Eukaryota; Metazoa; Chordata; Actinopteri; Labriformes; Labridae. The coding region runs from base 129 to 1217 and encodes 362 amino acids. Gene Ontology annotation, cellular component: cytoplasm; nucleus. The record is from RefSeq and is a predicted model, not a curated record.